AUGAGGUCGACACUUUUUGCUGGUGUGUUAUCGUUGCUUUUGAGCAUCGGCGCAGAAGCUGUGGAGGAGGGUGCAGUCUCGUACGAAGGCUACAAGGUCUUCCGCAUCAAGACUCACGGCAAAACCUCUGUAAUCAGAGAGCAGCUGGCACCUCUGAACCUGGACGAAUGGAGCCACGAGGUCGACCAUGUCGACGUUGCCGUCUCUCCUGAGCAAUUGCUCGCCUUUCAGCAGCUCGGCUUAGAGACACAUGUUAUGCAUGCCAAUCUCGGCGACUCCAUUACCACUGAGUCCAGCUUGACCGCAAAAUGGAAACGACAAGACAACACUUCUGCUUGGUUCGACACUUAUCACGAUUAUGCUGAUCACAUUGACUAUUUUGCUCAGCUUCAAGCCACGUACCCAAACAAUUCAGAGGCUAUCACUUCUGGUUACUCUGUUGAGAACAGGAGCAUUUUCGGCCUCCAUUUUUGGGGCGCGGAUGGACCAGGAAAGCCGGCAGUGUUGUACCACGGGACUGUUCAUGCUCGAGAAUGGAUUGCAGCUCCAGUUGUAGAGUAUAUUACGACCCAGUUACUUGAAGGCUUUGAGAGCGGAGACGAGGAUGUCCAGGCCCUCCUCAACAAAUACGACUUUUACGUCCUUCCAUUUGUCAAUCCAGAUGGAUUCGUGUACUCGCAGACAACAAAUAGACUUUGGAGAAAGAACCGUCAACCGCCGCCUCCCGGCGCCAAUGCAACCUGCUACGGCCGCGAUAUUAACAGGAACUGGGAGUUUGCCUGGGACGCCAACCCCAAUGGAGCAUCUACAAACCCGUGCUCCGAGACCUACAAGGGACUGGAACCAUCAGACACACCCGAAAAUCAGGGUCUGGACAAGUUCGUGCGCCAGCUCCGCGACUCGGUCGGCAUCAAGCUCUUCAUCGACUGGCACAGCUACGGUCAGUAUAUCCUCUCGCCCUACGGAUACCGCGACGACUUGUACGCCCCCGAGCUCGGAAAGUGGGAGCAGGCGUCUUCCCUCGUGAGUGAGGCGAUUCGCGACAGCUCGGCGAGGCGAACCACUUUCACCUUUGGCCCCAGUGGCGCGACUCUCUACACAACCACCGGCGCCGCGCCGGAUCAUGUGUACAGUAUUGGUGGGGCCGACUUCUCCUACACCAUUGAGCUGCCCGACACUGGUGACUAUGGAUUCGUCUUGCCUCCAGAGCAGAUCAGGCCUACGGCGGAGGAGCUCUGGGCUGGCCAGCAGGUCCUUCUGAGCAUAUUGGAUGAGGACCUGAGUGGAUAG
Messenger RNA from Pestalotiopsis fici W106-1, 1290 nucleotides. RefSeq lists its product as uncharacterized. Lineage: Eukaryota; Fungi; Ascomycota; Sordariomycetes; Amphisphaeriales; Sporocadaceae. The record is from RefSeq and is a predicted model, not a curated record. The coding region runs from base 1 to 1290 and encodes 429 amino acids. The transcript has 3 exons. Gene Ontology annotation, molecular function: zinc ion binding; metallocarboxypeptidase activity. Gene Ontology annotation, biological process: proteolysis.